AUGGCGUCCGACAGUGCCGCCAGACGCUCGCAGCAGCUCGCCGUGGUUUCCGCGUCCGCGGAAGCCGCCGCAGUGGACAUUGCGCCUCCCUCCUCCGGGCUUGCCUCGUCACCUCCCGCCGCCAUUGUCGUUGCGGCGCCAGCUGCUGCUCAACCGCCGCUAUCCGAAAUACAGGUUCCGGAGGAGGACGAGCGGCUUGAGCCGUGGCUGGCGCACGUGUCGGUACUCGUGCACCUCGCCACCUUCGCCAUCAUCGGGGUGCUGAUCCGGUACGGGCUGGAGGUGCUGUUCGGGCAGGAGGUGGCGCACGUGACGGACGACGAGCAGACCGUCUUCAUCGACCUGCCCGCCAACAUCGCGGGCAGUUUCAUAAUGGGCAUGGUGGGCGUGGCGGCGAAGCGGCACAUAGCGGCGUAUUCGGAGCACCUGGCGAUCGGGCUCUCAACGGGGCUGUGCGGGUGCAUCACGACGUUCGCGUCGUGGAAUCAGCGCAUGCUCGCCAUCCUCGCCUCCGGCCUCUGGGUGCGCGCGCUCGCCGGCUACAUCGUCGGUGCCGCGCUGCCCUUCGUGUCGCUCAUGGCGGGGAUCGACUUGGCGGAUGGCAUCAAGUGGCAGAUCAAGCGCGCCAACGACCGCCGCACCGCGCACGGGAAACCACCCCUGCGCGCGCCACGCGGGGACCACUUUGACCGGCGGUGGGCGUCGCUGCUGCUCUUCUUCUGCCUCUCCGUCUUCCUCGUCACCGCCGCCGCCAUCGGCACCGCGCUCGACGACUGGUCGUCCAAGACGCGCCGUCUCUGGUUUGCGUGCGUGGUGGCGGCGCCGGGCGCGUGGCUGCGCUGGUACCUGUCGUGGUUGAACGGCGGGGCGGUGGGCAAGGGGCGGUGGUGGCAGUGGGUGCCUGUGGGCACGGUGGCUGCCAACGUGAGCGCGUCCGUGCUGGAGGCCGCCCUCUCUACCGUCGUGCUCACUUACAACAACGAGGUGAGUGUGCUGGCGGUGGGAGCGCUACAGCUGGGGUUCCUGGGGUCACUGAGCACCGUGUCAACGCUCAUGGUGGAGGUCCUCGCGCUGCACAAGGCCAAGACCGGCCGCUGCUGGCGCCCCUACUUCUACCUCUACUGCAUCACCAUCCUCCCCUCCUUCCUCAUUGGCAUACUCGUCUACUGCGUGCCCGUCUGGGUGCUCGACUACACCUCCAAAUACAACCACUUGUAA
Messenger RNA from Closterium sp. NIES-65, 1218 nucleotides. Lineage: Eukaryota; Viridiplantae; Streptophyta; Zygnematophyceae; Desmidiales; Closteriaceae. The record is from the annotation of a GenBank genome assembly.